Molecule: messenger RNA, 1183 nt
Organism: Rhododendron vialii
Lineage: Eukaryota; Viridiplantae; Streptophyta; Magnoliopsida; Ericales; Ericaceae
Exons: 1
Coding region: 75-875 (266 amino acids)
Molecular function (GO): DNA-binding transcription factor activity
Source: RefSeq, a predicted model, not a curated record
CUCUCUCUCUCUCUCUCUCUCUCUCUCUCUCUCUCUCUCUCUCUCUACACUGAUCAUCAUCUCCGGCGAAGAUAAUGAGCAACCCCGAUCAAACUCCGCCCCACCGUGGCCGAGCCCCGAUACGCCGCAAUGUAGGACAAGGCUCCUCCUCCGGCGGCCGCGGCGGCGCCCCUGUCCCUGGGCAAGAACCACAACCACCGGCUCCCCAUCCUGCAGGCCGAGGAAUCACAUCUGAAAUUCCUCAUGGAGUUCAAUUCGGUGUGGAGGGUGGGGGUUCGGGUACGGUGGACCCGAGUGUGGGCGGCGGUUCGGGUGGUGGGUCAGCGGCGGUGUUGCGAAUCGGGGGUGUUUCUGGUAGUGGUAGUGGUGGGGUUGUUCAAAGGAAAAGAACAAGAGAGGGGGACGACGGAGCGGGCCCGUCUAGGCCAGUCAGAGAUGUCCCGCCACCUCCACCUCCUCCUCCUCCACCGCCCCCACCGCCAGCAGGGGCGGAGGUGGAGGGGCAGGGCAUUUUCUAUUGCAGUAUCUGCGACAGGUACUUCGACUCGGACAGGGGGUUAUGUGGUCAUCUGAGAACCCACGCGGAUCGCGGGUACCGAGGCGCUUUUCCGCCCCCAACUUUUACCCGGCAGGAAUUCGUUGACGAGGGGGUGGAGCACCUGCUGAACCCACUUGACGGCGGAGACGUGGCUGGUCAAGGCGGCGUGGCAGUGGAACCCCCUGCGGCUGAGGGAGGGGGAGUUGGGGCUCCCGCCGGGCCAAAUGUGGAGGAGAGAGCGGAGGGAGCGGCGGAGGCUUCUGGUGAGGCGGAGAGAAGAAGAAAUCUUGACCUCAACGCCCCGCCUCCAAGAGACGAACGUGGAGAUUUCAUAUGAUAUAAGUCCAAGAACAGUAAAGUUACGUACACAGAAAAAAUGGGUUCUAGUUAGGUGUAACGUACGGGACCGCAUAUAACGUGAAUUCGAGUCACGAUAUGAUUUUUUCUGUGUACGUAGCAUUGUUGUUCGAGGGAUUAUUUUACUUACCGGUUUAGAAAUCGGAGAGAUGUUUUUGGAGUUUUCUUCGUAAAAUGUUCUAACAAUGUGUAUGUUAUGUGUAACACAUUCUUUUCUUUUGUUUUAUUUUAUCUAUCCGCUGUUUAAGAAGGUAAAUUUGAUUGCUCUGAGGUUUAUGUUUCAUUUCC